Molecule: messenger RNA, 1842 nt
Organism: Diversispora eburnea
Lineage: Eukaryota; Fungi; Glomeromycota; Glomeromycetes; Diversisporales; Diversisporaceae
Source: the annotation of a GenBank genome assembly
AUGGCAGAAAAUCUAGAUAGUGAUAGGAAGCAACAUCUCAUAUCAUUACAAGAUAUCGAUAAGAUGCGAAAUUUAUGGAAAGAAUUGAAAAUAUUAGUAGAUGAGGAUUUGAUUCGGUUCGAGACUGAUGAACCUCCAGAUUGGAAAGUACAUGCUAUCCGUAACAUCGGUAAUAUAAAAGACAGACUACAGAAAGCAAACACAUCGGUACAUGAACAUCUUCUCGAGGAAAUACAAGAUGUAGAUAUUAAUGAUUUAACCUAUGAUGACCCGUUGGCUAAUGGUAUAGUUGACCUCGAAUCUUCUCAAUACCAGUUAGUAGAUGAUGACUAUGACGUUCUUGUGGGUGAGAAAGGUGGCAUAAGAAACUUAAGAAAAGAAAUGACAAGACACAAGCACUGGGUUGAGGGUGAAAACGACAGGGCGCAAAUAGCAACAAAUAUAACAGACAUACUUCUGCAAGAAACUAAAAGGAAUAUCUGUAAAAUUUUUAAAUCUUCAGAGAAUGCUCUUGUAGACGUUGUAGAACGUCUUAUAGAGGCGUCGAUAUAUCAAAUGCCAAUUGACUUUGAUAUCGAAGUAACGAGAAACGAACGUCAAAGUGAUGCCAGCAAAAAACGAAAAAAUCGACAAGUACCCGGUUCAAGAGGCAACAUGCCCGACUUAAUGAUCAGAGCUUUUUUCAAGCAAAAGUGGAAUGAAAUCGCGUACGUCGAAAGCGGGAAAUGGUUAUCAACAGGCACAAAACCCAUCACGAUCAUAAUAAAAGAAAAAAAUAUUCAUAUUGCUAAAUUGGACGAUGAUAUCCCACCUUCUCGUUCUUUGAACUCGAAGCCAGAUUAUAAACACUGUGUGACUGCUGAUAUAUCUGAUAACACUUCAAAUUCUAAUGAAUCCAAUAAUACUUCGGUAUCUGAUAUAUCUGCUAAUGCUUCAGUACAAAUGUGCAGGCUUACGCCAAAUUCUAAUGAUACUUCUAAACAGAUAGAAAAUAAACCAUCCAAUUUAUCAUAUAAAGAUCAAAAUUUGGAAUCAUUCACAAUAUUGCAACCUAUCUCUAGUCACUCUCCUCUGAUACAAGAAUUAAGAAUAGAACCUUUAGAGGAAGACACCGUUAAAAUGGUUAAUGUAGAUAAAAAUUUUACAGAUAACCAAUCACCUGCAAUCAAAUUGGUAUAUCUAUUCGAAAGAAUUUGUUUUGUGGAAUUUAAUACUAUGCGAGCUAAACAAGAUGAAAUUGUUAGCUGGUAUUCAUAUAGAAAAUAUAAGAAAAAAACUGGACUCGAUCCUUGGAUAAACUCAGAAUCCUCACAAAUCGAAAAAACUGAUAAUUACCUUUUACAGGAUUGUGUUAUCAAAAUUUUUAAGUUUCUGGAAGAGAAAGAUGUAAUUAUUGAAACAGUACAUAAACGUUUUCCUUUUUUAUCAUAUACUAAUUCGAAUACAUGGCAUCGAGAUGUAUUUAAAUAUACUGAUUCAGAAGCUAAAUGUCCAAUAUGUAAAGAGAGCUUACCAGAAAUUCAAGUAAGUGUACUAAACAAAACUCACCUUUAUCAACCAGAGGCCAGCUUACACCAAUAUGCCAUCAAACAUGGAAUGGAUUCUAAGAAUUUUUUGGUUAUUACUGAGGUUGAGAAAAAUAGAAGGACCAUGGGAUACUUCCGUAGUAACCUGAAGAGAGAUAUACGCUAUUAUCAUGGAGGAAUAAAAAGGAAUGAAGAUACCAGAAAAUAUCAACCGGGAGUAGACCUACGCCAUAAAUUUUUAACAGAUCAGGAGAGGCUGAUUGGUGAAGAGUUAUUACGUUGCAGUAUAGUAAAGAGUGGUUUAAGUACUGCAUAG